ACAAGCAAGGGCCUCCGACAGUCCUGUCUAGCAACAGAAGGGGACUUUGCUGCUCACCAGGUGCAUUUUGGAAAGAAAGGCAACCUUCCUGUAAACGGUUCAGCUGUGCUCACUUGUCCCUUGAGUCUCUCCAUGCCGGUUGGGCAGCCUAAGGGAGGACGUGACCUGGAGGAGCAAGGACACCCACUGGACAGCAGCUGCUAGAUGUGGUUCUGUGGGGACACAGAGCCUCUGCUGCUGCCCACAGCUUGGAGGAGGGCAGGCAGGAGGGAGCAGCAGCAGGAGGAGGAGGAGGGGGUUGCCCUGGCCCUUUGCUCUGCGUCGGACCCUGGCUGCUGCCCAGGUGCCAGGGCAGGCAAGCUCCGGCUGCAGCAGGACACUCUUUGGCCAGUCCCUGGCAGCCCUCUGCAGGGAGGCUGGCACACUGCCCCAGCCCAUCCAGGAGCUGCUGGCUGUCCUGCAGUAGGAAGUGCCUUCGACAGAGGAGAUAUUCCACAGAGCUGCCAGCAGGACAGCGUUUUGGGAGCUGUGGGAGGCCCUGGACCGUGGUGCAGACAUCGACCUGGGAAGCCAGCCUGUGCUGCUGCUGGCCAUCAUCUUGAAGGACUUCCUCCGAAGCAUCCCCUCCAAGCUCCUCGUGAACAACCUCUACGAGGACUGGAUGGCAGCCAUGCAGAAGACCAGCAAGGAGGAGAAGAUGGAAGACCUGAAAGCUUGCCUGUAGCCAAUCUCCUCCUCCUGAAGUGGCUGCUGUCCCUCCUCCAGCAUAUCGGCCACAACACAGCUGCCAGCAAGAUGAGCUGCAGCAACCUGGCCAUCUGCGUUGGGCCUAACCUGUUGAGCCCACCCAAUGAGGACCUGCUCCCACUGGAGGCCAUGCUGGAGGUCACUGAGAAGGUGAAGGUGCUGGUGGAGUUUCUGAUGGAGAACUGCAGGGAACAAUUUGGGGAGGAGACAACUGACCCUUCCUGUCCAGCAGCCAAGGAGUCACCAGCCCUCAUGGAGAGAUCCAGAGACACCUCCAGCUUUGCCUCUGACCACCCCCGAGAGCGUGGCAGACUCCCUGGGGCACCCAGAAGAACUGGCGAGCCGUUCAGGGGAAAGAAGGUUUGCAGGCUCUCCCCAGGACAAGGAAAACAGAAGAAACCAAAAAGAGAAAACAGGGCUGGGGAGAGCGAGAGUGAAAGCCACGUGGAAAAGAAGAGGAGGAAGAGAAAAAGUUUUGGGGGAUUGACCAAUGAAAAGAUGCAGGAAGGUGCAGAAGGUCAGGAAGCCCAGGUGCUGAUUCAUUUUCACUGGCUGAACCGCUAUGACUGCUGCGUCCCCACAGUUCAUGUCCACAAUAAAAUGACCUUUUCUCUCUUCUGACUGUGUCUGCCAUAGGAUAUUCUGUUGUGGGGAGCUGUUGUUUUGUGAUGAAUCCUCGGGGAGGAGUUUGGAAUCAUCCCUUGUUCAGCAUCCUUUCCAGUGGGCAUCAGGGCUGAGUUGAGGUGCUUUAGGAGUGAAACCAGAGCACAAUAUCACACAGGCUGGAAGGGACCUGUGGAGGUCAUCUGGUCCAACAUCUGCUCAGGCAGGCUCACCUAGAGCAGGUUGCCCAGGACCAUGUCCUGGUGAGUUUUGGGUAUCUCCUUGGAGCAGCGCCAUGAGGUCAGAGCAAGGGCAAGGCAUAGGCAGGGCACGGUGGCCAGGAAGGGCUAAAGGUCCACUGCAGCCACUGUCACCUGCAGCUUGCUGUCCCCUGCAGCCAUCCUCCUUGCACACUGAUUGUCAGGCAGUUUUCUCAGACCCCCCUAACUCAUGGCAAUGGUAUAGAUUAACUUCCACGCUGGGCAGUAUAAAUGUGUCAGCUCACCCAAAAAGCUUUUGAAGCAGCUCCAACAGCAGCCGGACUGCUGAAGCUUUUGUGUAUCCCGGUGUGAUACAGAGGACACCCGCACCAUGAUGGAGGAGGAAGGAUGAGCACUCUCACCAUCGACUCGGGAACUAUUUUGCUCAUAAGUGCACAAGUUACAAGUUAUCAGUUACAGAUUACCAGUUAUGAAUUAGAGAACUUGUGAGUUCAAAACCUAAUGAAUUAAGUGGUGAAUGAGUGAAUCCACGUUAGGCUAUUCCAGUUGAAGGGGAUUGAGCCCUUGUUUGCCAUUUUUGUUUGUUUGUUUGUUUGUUUUCCUAAUGAGCUCAUAAAAUAUAGUUAAAUUUACAGAGUAUGUUGUCCUGUAAAUGCGAGAGAUCGAAACAGACCAUGACACUGCUCAGUCCAGAAGAGGCUUCCUGUUGCUUUGCAUGGUCUGCAGGACAGGGUGGGAGCUGUUUACUAUUUUGAGAAGCUCCACAGAAAAUAUUCUUCAUCUGUAAGUUAAAAGACCUGCCUUAAUAUUUCUGGUUUUACAGUGCUGGUUUCAGCUGGGAUAGAGUUAAUUGCCUUCCUCAUAGCUGGUAUAGUGCUAUGUUUUUGAGUUUGGUAUGAGAAGAAUGUUGAUAACACGCCGAUGUUUCCAGUUAUUGCCAAGUAGUGUUUAGACUAAGUCAAGGAUUUUUCAGCUUCUCAUGCCCAGCCAGCAAGAAGGCUGGAGGGGCACAAGAAGUUGGAAGGGGACACAGCCAGGACAGCUGACCCAAACUGGCCAAAGGGGUAUUCCAUACCAUGUGGUGUCAUGCCCAGUGUAUAAACUGGGGGGAGCUGGC
Molecule: messenger RNA, 2688 nt
Organism: Harpia harpyja (harpy eagle)
Lineage: Eukaryota; Metazoa; Chordata; Aves; Accipitriformes; Accipitridae
Exons: 9
Coding region: 205-1368 (387 amino acids)
Biological process (GO): signal transduction
Molecular function (GO): GTPase activator activity
Source: RefSeq, a predicted model, not a curated record